Molecule: messenger RNA, 837 nt
Organism: Polypterus senegalus (gray bichir)
Lineage: Eukaryota; Metazoa; Chordata; Cladistia; Polypteriformes; Polypteridae
Gene: psmb12
Product: proteasome 20S subunit beta 12
Exons: 6
Cellular component (GO): proteasome core complex
Molecular function (GO): threonine-type endopeptidase activity
Source: RefSeq, a predicted model, not a curated record
UAGAGUGUUUCAGAAUCUGGAAACCCCGUACGUUUUAACUUCCAUUGGACGCGGGGAUUAGAUGCGCACUAACAAACGAUUUUGUGAGAGAACACUAAAAUGAGUCUAAUAUUGAACAACUGUAACGAUGAGUGGCGGUCUGCGGAAGUCAGCACAGGUACAACGAUUAUUGCGGUACGCUUUAAUGGAGGAGUGGUGAUUGGAUCGGAUUCUCGGGCGUCAAUUGGAGGAGCUUAUGUGUCUUCACGAAUAAUAAAUAAGGUGGUAAAGGUCCAUGACAGAAUUUUCUGCUGCAUGUCUGGGUCCUUGGCUGACGCUCAAGCAGUAACCAAUGCAGUUGUCCAUCAGCUCAAUUUCCACAGCAUUGAGAUGGGUGAACCGCCUCUUGUUUUGGCAGCAGCAACAGCUCUAAAGGAAAUGUGUUACAAACACCGAGAUGAACUAUCAGCUGGCUUCAUCGUUGCUGGGUGGGACAAGAAAAAGGUCCUCAGGUAAAUCAUAGUAUAAAUCUUUCUCAUUUCUCUGGGAGGAACAAUUAUUGAGCAAGAAUUUACAAUAGGAGGUUCUGGAAGCACAUACAUUUAUGGAUAUGUGGAUUCUGCUUUCAAAAUUGGGAUGUCCAGAGAGCAGUGCAUAAAAUUCACUACCAAUGCCCUUUCUCUUGCUAUGGACCGAGACAAUGUUAGUGGAGGAGUUGUUCACCUUGCCAUUGUAAAUGAUGAAGGAGUAGAACGCCAAAUAAUCCCAGGAGACAAGCUGCCAGUCCUUCACAAAGAAUAACUUUGCUUUAAUUGAAUCCAAAUAUAAAUUAAAUAAAAUUAAUAUACUUUUAAGAUA